CCUACUCAUUCUCUGCAUGUUUUUCUAAGAGAAACUCAUCACCUCUUUCUAAAACAAAAGUAUAUCCAAUAUAUCUCAGAAGCAGGAGUCCCUUUUUCAUUUAUUAUUUCCUCCCCCUUCUUAGAGAAGGGGCAAACAUAGAAAGAGAAAAAUGGUGGAAAGUGAGAAAAUGAAUGAAACAAAGAAGCUGAGCAAGAGCUAUUUUGAUGUUUUGGGAAUUUGCUGUACUUCAGAAGUUGUUCUUGUUGAAAAAAUUCUCAAGAAUCUUGAAGGGGUUAAAGAGGUUUCAGUAAUUGUCACAACAAAGACUGUCAUUGUUAUUCAUGAUUCUCUCCUCAUUUCUCAGCAACAAAUUGUUAAAGCAUUGAAUCGAGCAAGACUAGAAGCAAGCAUAAAAGUGAAAGGAGAGAAAAACUACCAAAAGAAAUGGCCAAGUCCAUUUGCAAUUGGCAGUGGAAUAUUGCUUGGACUCUCAUUUUUGAAGUACUUUUUUGCACCUUUUCAAUGGUUAGCACUUGCAGCUGUUGCAGUUGGGAUUCCUCCAAUUAUUUUUAGAGGUGUGGCUGCCGUGCGAAACCUUACUCUUGACAUCAACAUUCUUGUUUUAAUAGCAGUGGCUGGAUCAAUUGCUUUACACGAUUAUUGGGAAGCUGGUACUAUUGUCUUCUUAUUCGCCAUUGCAGAAUGGCUAGAGUCAAGGGCAAGUCACAAGGCUACUGCUGCUAUGUCAUCACUGGUCAAUAUAGUCCCUCCAACAGCAGUUUUAGCUGAAAGUGGAGAAGUCGUAAAUGUUGAUGAAGUCAAGUUGAAUAGCAUUCUUGCUGUUAAAGCUGGUGAAACUAUACCUAUUGAUGGAGUUGUAGUGGAAGGGGAAUGUGACGUGGACGAGAAAACACUGACAGGCGAGUCGUUUCCAGUUUCUAAGCAAAUAGAUUCAACGGUCUGGGCUGGCACUACAAAUCUAAAUGGCUAUAUCAGUGUUAAGACUACGGCUUUGGCUGAAGAUUGUGCUGUGGCUAGGAUGGCGCAGCUUGUCGAAGAUGCUCAGAACAAGAAAUCAAAAACCCAAAGAUACAUUGACAAGUGUGCUAAAUAUUAUACACCAGCUGUUGUGGCUAUAUCAGCUUCUUUGGCAAUAGUUCCUACUGCAUUAAGAGUUCACAAUCGAAAUGAGUGGUAUCGCUUGGCUUUGGUCACAUUGGUGAGUGCAUGUCCGUGUGCACUCGUGCUAUCUACACCAGUUGCCAUGUGUUGUGCACUUUCAAAAGCAGCAACGUCCGGUCUUCUGUUUAAAGGAACAGAGUACCUUGAGACUCUAGCUAAAAUCAAAAUCAUGGCUUUUGACAAAACAGGGACUAUAACCAAAGGAGAAUUUAUGGUGACCGAGUUCAAGUCUCUGAUUGAUGGUCUUAGUCUCAAUACACUGCUUUACUGGAUUUCAAGCAUUGAGAGCAAGUCAGGUCAUCCGAUGGCAGCCGCUCUGGUUGACUAUGCGCAAUCAAAUUCUGUUGAGCCAAAGCCUGAUAAAGUUGAGCAGUUUCAAAAUUUUCCUGGUGAAGGGAUAUAUGGAAGAAUUGAUGGAAUGGAAAUCUAUGUCGGGAAUAGGAAAAUUUCUUCAAGAGCUGGAUGUACUACAGUACCGGAAAUAGAGGGUGAUAGUUUCCAAGGAAAGUCUGUUGGAUACAUAUUUUUGGGAUCAUCUCCAGCUGGAAUUUUCAGUCUUUCUGAUGUUUGUCGAAUUGGUGUAAAAGAAGCAAUGAGAGAACUGAAGCAGAUGGGUAUCAAAACCGCGAUGCUUACGGGUGAUUGUUAUGCAGCUGCCAACCAUGUGCAGGAUCAGUUAGAUGGAGCUUUGGAUGAAUUUCAAGCAGAACUCCUACCAGAGGACAAGGCAACAAUCAUUAAGGCUUUUCAGAAGGAAGCUCCAACAGCAAUGAUAGGCGACGGACUUAAUGAUGCUCCUGCAUUAGCAACAGCUGACAUUGGCAUCUCAAUGGGCAUCUCUGGAUCAGCUCUGGCAAAAGAAACAGGCCAUGUUAUACUAAUGACAAAUGACAUCGGAAGAAUACCGAAAGCUGCACGUCUUGCAAGAAGAGUUCGAAGGAAAAUAAUUGAGAAUAUGAUUAUGUCAGUCAUUACAAAGGCCGCCAUAGUUGCAUUGGCAAUAGCAGGUUAUCCACUGGUUUGGGCUGCUGUCCUCGCGGAUACUGGGACAUGCUUGCUAGUGAUUUUGAACAGCAUGCUACUUCUACGAGGAGGCACACGUAGACAUGGGAAAAAAUGUUGUACAUCUUCUACUUCUUCGCAUGCUCACCACCACAAAGACAAAGCUUCUUGUUGCAAGUCGGAAAAUGCUCCUCAGCAGUGUUGCUCUGAUAUUGAGUCACAAAAGAAAUGUACAAGUCAAUCAUGCUUGUCCGAGGUGUGUGUUCCAAGAUGUCAACCUGUAUCCUCAGGAUCAAAGUCAUGCGGAAGUAAUCAGUGCCCAGACUCUGUUGAAAAUAGUGGUUUUCAUUCUCAUCCCCAUCCUCAAUGCUGCUCGUCGAAGAUUGCUGCUAAAGCAUGCCAAUCUGCAGUUUCAGGAUCAAAGUCAUGCGGAAGUAAUCAGUGCCCAGACUCCGUUGAAAAUAGUGGUUUUCAUUCUCAUCCCCAUCCUCAAUGCUGCUUGCCAAAGGUGGCUGCUAAAGCAGGCCAAUCUGCACUUUCAGAAUCAAAGUCAUGUGGAAAUAACAAUUGCUCAGACUCCAUUCACAAGAGUAGUUGUCAUUCUUUAACAAACUCUCUAGUAUGUUCUUCCAAGAUGUCUGCUCCACAAUGUCAUUCUGCCACUUCAAGCGCCAAAUCAUGUGGAAGUACCAAGUGCUCCAACUUCAGUGACAAAAAAUGUUGUCAGUCCGACAAAGUUCCUCAAACGUGUUGUACCAAGAAGUCUGCUCCUGGAUGCCAAUCUGUAGUUUCUGGGUCUAAAUCAUGUGGAGAUAGCAAGUGUUCGGACUCGAGAGACAAUACUAGCCAUCACUCGCAUCCCGAUCAUCAAAUAUGCACGUCUAAGUUGUGUGCUCCACAAAGCCAAUCUGCAACUUCAAGCUCCAGGACAUGUGGAAAUACAAAGUGCUCGGACACCAAUAGCAAGAAUUCUUGUUAUUCACAUACCAACUCUGAAUCAUGCUCUUCAAAGAUGUCUGGUCCAUCAUGCAAAACUGCUAAUUCAGGUUCAAGGUCAUGCGGAAGUAAGAAGUGCCUAGACUCUGCAACCGAGAACAGUUUUCAUUCACCACUUACUAAUCCACUCUGUGGGGAAAAGCUUUUGGAGCAGAAAAGCUUGGAUUUAGUCCGAAAAGAUAAGGAAUCAAGUCAUGAUCUUAGUCAUGGCUGCUCUGACAAGGAACAUGAUCAUCCAAAUGUAGACAAGGCAUAUGAUAGGUGUGCCUUACAAGAAUGUUGUUAUUCGGUUCAAGGCAACAAAACUGAUGUAUCAGAAACUGGAAUCCAGGAAACUGCUCAUUGUGACAGCACCAAUCAAACAUGCCAAACUGCAAUUUCAGGAUCAAUGACAUGCGGAAAUAAUAAGAGCCUCGACUCUCUAAGCAUCCAUGGUUGUCAUUCGCAUGAUAAUCCACUCCACAAGGAAAACAACUUGGAGCAGAAAAGCUUGGAUGUUGUUGGAGAAGGUAUAAAAUCACCUCAUGCUGUCGGUCAUGGCUGUUCGGACAAGGAACACGAGCACUCACAUCCAGAAAAGGCGUAUGACAGUUGUGCAGCAGAUGAUUGUUGUUUUUCAGUUCAAGUCCAUGACAUUGCCGACGUAUCAAAAAGUGAAAUUCAAGAAACUGCUCAUUGUGACAGCACAAAACAGAGCAUUGUCAUCCCCAGCAGCUGCAAACAUGAACCAAAAGAUCAGGUAAAUCACUGUGGAUUUCACUCUAAAAAUAUUCCAACUGAUGAAGAACUAGCCAAGCUGGUUAGAAGAUGCUGCAAAUACAAACCAUGCCACGACGUCCGUUCUGGCUGCAGGAAGCAUGCUGCAGAAUGUGGUCCAACCGUUGGAUCAACCAUCAAUAUCUUACGGGACAACCAUCAUCAUCAUCUAGACUGCAGUGGCCGUAAGGUUUGUUCGCCGUUGGAGAAGAGACAUAUUGGUGGAUGCUGUGACAGCUUCAGAAAAGAAUGUUGUGCUAAGAACAAUCUCCUUGGAGCAAGUUUUGGAGGAGGUUUAUCAGAAAUUGUCAUAGAGUAGAUGCAAGCUGAAGUGUACAUAUGUUGUGAACUUCCUACCUAUUUUAUCUUCAAGAAGUUGAGCUGCUAAUUUGAACAAAGCUUUUGCAAUGGCUUGUAUAUUUAUCCUAAAAAAUGGCUUGUGUAUUAUUGAGUUUUCACAAAGUUGAACACAUCAAUGUGAUUUGCAUGAAAAAAUCAGCUCACAUUGAAGGCCAACUAUGCUUUUUUAUAAACAGUUAACUCCAUUAAGCCUA
Molecule: messenger RNA, 4472 nt
Organism: Nicotiana attenuata
Lineage: Eukaryota; Viridiplantae; Streptophyta; Magnoliopsida; Solanales; Solanaceae
Product: cadmium/zinc-transporting ATPase HMA2-like
Exons: 11
Coding region: 152-4237 (1361 amino acids)
Biological process (GO): monoatomic cation transport
Cellular component (GO): membrane
Molecular function (GO): zinc ion transmembrane transporter activity; ATPase-coupled monoatomic cation transmembrane transporter activity; ATP binding
Source: RefSeq, a predicted model, not a curated record